GCGCGUGACGUCACGGGGGCGGGGCCCGAGCGGGCGGGGGGCGGGACCAAGGCCGAGAGCUCCGGAGUUACGCCAGUUACACUCGAAGAAACGCUGACGGGACAGCGGUUCGGGCCAAUCGCAGUGGGGCCUGCGGAGGCCGCGAGCCUAGGGUGGAGACUUCGGAGACUGCAGUUGCAGUUCUAAGAACAAAGGGAAUUGGCUAUGGAUAAUUCAUAUCAUUUCAAUCAACGAAACUCAUGUAAUGGACUUCCAUCUGAGAAGAAAAACAACUUCCUUGUGUCUGAAGAUCAUGGACAGAAAAUCUUAAGCGUACUGCAGAAUUUUAGAGAACAAAAUGUCUUUUAUGAUUUCGAAAUCAUCAUGAAAGAUGAAAUAAUCCCAUGUCAUCGCUGUGUCUUAGCAGCGUGCAGUGACUUUUUCAGGGCUAUGUUUGAGGUAAACAUGAGAGAGAGAGACGGUGGGAGCGUCACCAUCACUAACCUGUCCUCCAAAGCCGUGAAGGCGUUCCUUGACUACGCCUAUACUGGGAAAACACAGAUAACGGAUGAUAAUGUGGAAAUGUUCUUCCAGUUGUCCUCAUUUCUUCAAGUUUCCUUCCUAGCCAAAGCUUGCAGUGACUUCUUAAUAAAAAGUAUUAACCUUGUCAACUGUUUACAGUUACUAUCUAUAUCAGACAGCUAUGGCUCCCCCCGCUUAUUCGAUCAUGCACUGUACUUUGUACAGAACCACUUUUCCUUACUAUUUAAAUCCAGUGAUUUCUUAGAGAUGAACUUUGGAGUCCUGCAGAAAUGCCUGGAAUCAGAUGAGCUAAAUGUCCCAGAAGAGGAAACUGUACUGAAAGUUGUCCUUAGUUGGACCAAACAUAACUUAGAAUCAAGGCAAAAGCAUCUGCCUUAUUUGAUUAAAAAGGUCCGAUUACAUCAGUUAUCUGAGGAGACCCUUCGGGACUGUCUGCUCAAUGAGGAGUGUUUACUCAAAAGCACAAACUGUUUUGAUGUGAUCGUGGAUGCUGUUAAGUGUGUGCAAGGUUCUGGUGGGCUUUUCCCGGACGCUCGACCAUCCACAACUGAAAAAUACAUAUUCGUUCACAAAACUGAGGAAAAUGGAGGAGACCAAUAUACAUUUUGCUAUAAUAUCAACAGUGAUUCGUGGAAAGUACUGCCACAGUCACACCUGAUUGAUUUGCCAGGGUCUAGUCUGUCUAGUUACGGAGAGAAAAUAUUCCUGACAGGUGGUUGCAAAGGGCCGUGCUGUAGAACAGUUCGGCUGCAUAUUGCAGAAUCCUAUCAUGAUGCAACCGAUCAAACCUGGUGCUACUGUCCAGUUAAAAAUGAUUUCUUCCUGGUAUCACCUAUGAAGACACCAAGAACCAUGCAUACAUCAGUUUUGGCUCUCAAUAGGUUAUUUGUCAUAGGUGGAAAGACCAGAGGCGCACAGGACAUUAGAAGUCUCUUAGAUGUUGAAUCUUACAACCCUCUUUCCAAAGAAUGGAUAUCCGUUAGCCCAUUACCCAGGGGUAUAUACUAUCCCGAAGCAAGUGCAUGCCAGAAUGUAAUUUAUGUUCUUGGAUCAGAGGUAGAGAUUACAGAUGCCUUUAACCCAUCACUAGAUUGCUUUUUUAAAUACAACGCGACCACUGAUCAGUGGUCUGAACUAGUAGCAGAGUUCGGGCAGUUUUUUCAUGCAACGUUAAUUAAAGCUGUCCCAGUAAACUGCACGCUGUAUAUAUGUGACCUUUCCACCUAUAAGGUGUAUAGUUUUUGUCCAGAUACUUGUGUCUGGAAGGGUGAGGGCUCCUUUGAAUGUGCAGGCUUUAAUGCAGGCGCAGUUGGAAUUGAAGACAAAAUUUAUAUCUUGGGUGGUGACUACGCACCAGACGAAAUCACAGAUGAAGUGCAAGUCUACCACAGCAGCAGAUCUGAGUGGGAAGAAGUCUCACCAAUGCCAAGAGCCUUAACUGAAUUUUACUGCCAGGUGAUUCAGUUUAAUAAAUACAGAGACCCAUGGUUUUCUAAUCAUUUCUGAGAGGAGUAUGUGCUUAGACAUUCUAAAACUAUUCCAGUUGUAGAAGCCUACUAUAAAUCUGUUAACCUUAAUAGGUGGUAACAAGGUCUUUGCCUCUUAGUAAAAUAAAAUGUACCUUCUGUUAGAGAAUCACUAUGAAUGUACAGCAUAUAUGACUUAGCAUUGGCAGGAACUUAAAAUACAAAAUACAUUUACCAAAAAUUAUAUCGAGUAUAAUUUAAUCUUGGAGAAUCCAGAAUACUUAGUAUUUUCAUAUGUAAAUAAAACUCAUAGGCUUUGAUGUCUUGAUUUUUGGAAUACUUUAUCCAUGAAAGACUAGUAAGAACAAAUCAAUGUUCACAGAUUUGUACUGUUUAGAUGGGAAAAAUCUCUUUAGGUAGUGAAAAUGAAUUAUUUGCACACUAUAUUAGAUGAAGUGAAAAUUAAAUUAGAAAAAGGUAAGAAGCUUGUUCCGUUACUACAAGUGUGAGUGUUGCUGAAUUCCUAUCCUUACUGAUUGUGGCUUAGCUUCUUUUCACCAUUUUUUUUUUUUUUUUGGUCAAGUAAACUUUUCUAAAAUGCAGGGUAUUUCCCCAGCCUUCUAAACUAUACACUAAACACGAGGCACGGGGCUUGACUUUUUUUUAUGAUUCAACUCUUCAUUAAGGGCAUAAUGUACCAUUUUAUAAUGCCAUAAUGCCAUCAGCAAUUACUGAAAUGCUUUUAAAAUUGCUAAUUCUAUUAGUUCUCAGUACUAGUUGGUUUCAAAUUUCUAGCAGUAUCGUAUCUUUCUUAUUUUUUAGCUCAAGCUCAGUAAAUUAACAUUCAUGAUUUAAUUAUUAGUUCUGAGUUACAUUUGAUUUGAGUAUUUCUUAAUACGUAACCCACUGAGUGAAGUUCUUGGAUUUGGAGAUGGUAGUCCUAAAAUACUUUAUCUGUAUCCUUGCCAGCUUCCAACAUUAUUGAGGACGUAGGAUUUCUGACUUCUAGAAAAGGGUAUCAUUAUGUUGCAUUUCUUUAAUUUUUAAAUGUCCAAAUUUGAGUUGCAAUAAGAAAUUUCAGCAUUUAAAUUAGUACUGUAUCUAAUUUUCUUUGAUGAUAUAUACCAUCUGUAAAGCACUGUGUUUACUACUUAUGUAAAUUAGUCAUAGUGAAUUAUUUUCUAAAUUUUUUUUAAAUGACUGGGCUUUUGAUGAUCAUAUUCACAACCUGCUAUAUCUGUUUAGAUGCUUAAUCCUCUUUAACCCAAACAAAGAAAGAUAUUAAUCAUCCUUGUUCUCAGCUAGGAUGAUUCUGUGUUGCAAGAGAAUAUGGGUUUUUUUCCCCUAAGUUUAAAAGAUAUAACUAUAUUAGGUUUAAAAGUGAAAAUAUACCUAAAUAAAGGUCCUUUUACUAUACCAGAUAGAUUUAUGCAACUGUAUGCUUCAAAUAUAUAUAUAUAUUUUUUUCAAAAUAGAACAGGAUAUUAGACUGCAUUAUCAUGCAAUUCCAAAAUCAGGGACUAUCCCUAAUCAGAUGACAGUUGCAUAAAAAGUAUUCUAUAGAACCGGUGGCCUGCCUUCCUAAAUUGGCUCUGCCCUUUCCUGUGUGUGUGUGUGUGUGUGUGUGUGCAAGAAAAAAAGAAAAUUUAAUGAAGGCUUUGUGUAUAUAUUUGUGGUGUGUGUGUGUGUGUGUGUGUGCAAGAAAAAAAGAAAAUUUAAUGAAGGCUUUGUGUAUAUAUUUGUGGCUUUGGAAACAAAUAUUUAAGAAAGACCAUAACACAGUGGGUGACCUAUCUGUGCAUUUACUGAACUGUCAAUUUAAGCAUAUAUAAAUAAUUAAAGUAUGUUUAAAAUAAGUAUUGUUUUAAUUACUGACUCUAGGAAUUGUUAAUCUCUUCCAGAAAGGAGAAACUAAGCUGAAACAGAAUCCCUUCCUGAUCUUGUUUCAUUAUUCUAUUUGAUGUCCACCAGUCUUCUCAUUGGCCAUUGAUUCAUGGUAAUAUUUCUAGAACAAGGCCUAGGUAGCUCCCUCUGCAUUUGAUUUAAUAUAUUUUCUAACACACAAGGCUUUCUGCCUCUUUUCUACAAUUGCUGCAGUUUACUUGUUAAUCAUUUUUUUCUCUUACUGCCAUUCCUUUACAUUGGCAACUGAGUGCUCUUUGUCAGUUGUAUCGGCAAGAAAAGUCAUAAAAACCCAAACUCUUCCUCUUCUACUGCUCUUUAUUCUUGGCUCCCCAGCGGUCUGUGCUGGGCUUGGCUCAAUUAAUAACUGAUCUAAUUCUAUCUAAUUUUGCAUCUUCUUGUAAAGGUAGCACUUCCAUUAUCUGUCUGACAUAUUGAAAAAUGGUUCUCUCUGUUCCAAAUCCUUGAGGAACCCAGCCACAUGCACGCAUGCUCAGAGACUGAACCAGUUACAUCUUUAUGAACUUGCCGAUCCCUGGCUCCAUGUCCAAGAACCAUGUCUAUCAUUCUGGCCUCACCGUCAUUAUGGAUCUCUGAUAGGCAAGUCUCUGAUCUCUCAAGUUUAUUCUCAGUAUCCAGAAAGAGUUGUAAUCCUGUCUGUAAAGUUAGGUAAGAGAAAAUAACACAUCCCUUUACCUAUGGCCUGUUCCCUGAGUCUUUUUUUCUUCUUCUUUAUAGUCUACUCUCAUUCAUUAUCAUCCUUCAGCCAGUGUUGCAUUCUAAGAGGCAAAAUAAUUGUGCUCAUUACCCAGAUUCCUUUCAUUCUUGUGGGAAAAUUCUGUUCAACAUUUCUAAAUCCUUUAUCAUUUGUCUUGCUCCAUUACAUUUGGAUUAUGCAUGCAAAAAAUUCUAAUAUUGUAACAUAUUCUAAAAUUGAAAGUAGGUAUAUGGCAUUAUUAUAUAUGAAAACAAAUUCAACAUUUAUAUGAGAUCAAUUCAAAGUUAAUGAAUACUCCUGGAGUGAUCUGCAAACUUGAUUUAAAAUGUGGAGCACCUUUUAUUCAUCUACUGCCAGUGAGACUGAGCAGUAUGAAGAAUAUUUGCAUAAUGAAAAUUAACUGCUUUCCCGUUAAACUCAACUUGGGUUCUGGGUGGAAAAGAAGUCUUUAUCAGAGCAGUAGUCCAUCAUGCUACCCUUGAAAGUUAAAAUGUAAUUUGAGAGUGACCACAUCCUGCAACACGAUUCUGUUUUUCUCCAGACACCAAGAGCAACCGAACAUGUAUAGUGUACUGAGCUCAAGGGGCACAGUUGAGAAAAUCAGACUCAGAGAGAGAAGCAUGUAUAUACAGUCUGAGAUUUGGAAGCAGUAAAUACAAUGUAAUGAUUAGAUGGACUGUUGAAAAUGUAGUGUUACUUUUAGAUCUUCAUUCUCUGUUUCAUUGGAUCCAGUGUUUGAGAAUUCUUUUAUAUUUAGAAUUGAAAAUGACUCAAAAAUGUCUUCUGGGCAGCCCCAGAGGGCAACUCAACACAAAGGCUUGAAUUUCUAGGGAGGCAGAUUUCCACUCAACAUAAAUCACUUUACUCCACUUUCCAAAGCCAUAUUUAGAAUAAGACAAGUCUUCAAAUGUGCCAUGUGGCAGAUGGUCAGUUCCUACACAGCAGUAUACAACCAAAGAUUUCUACAUUCGCUUUACACAUUUCAAUCUGACUAGUUUUCUGACCUACAACUGAUGACUUCCUCGUCUGAUUAAUUUAGCAUUUUGGCUUCUAAGUAACUUGAUUUCAUUGGCUCUGCAUACUCAAGGUUUCAAUAGGACUUGAGUCUUACAAACUAUACCAGUUUAGGAGCAGUCUUAUCAAAGGGAAUUUGUAAUCUGUUCUUCAUUUGUUUUUCUGUUUGUUUUUUUCAUCACUCAGGAAAAAUCUGUAAAUGGUGCUGACAUUUCUAGUGCACUGCAAGUAGUCAUUCUUCCUCCCCUCUACCGCAGGUGCACAUUUGUUUCAUAGAGAAUAGAAACUGAAAGACCAGCACCUAAAAUUUUCUCCUGAAUUAGUUCCUAUUUUGCUGCAAAUGUUACUACAUAGUUAAAUGUAGUGAUUCUAGUUAAAGAUUAUAUGAUUUAAAAUAAUAUCUUUAUAUCUUAAAAACCUAGAUAUGUUUAUAAAUUGUUUGACGGCACUAUGAUGCUUAAUCAAAUUUCAUCUAGACAGGGAAUAUAAUCACAGGAUGAUACUAUUACACACUUAUCAAAAGAUAACUCUUCUAAAUCUUAGACUCAUAUUCAAACUUAAAAAUAUCCUUGGAAUCCAAUACAGCUUCUGACAUGCUGGAAAAAGCCCCUCUAACUCCACAAUACUCUGACAAGAUGAUUCACUCUGACAGUUGAUUUUUUUUAAUUCAAUUUCUAAUUCAGUUCUUUCAGGAAGAAAGAGUUCAAUGCCUUCAUUUUUGAAAAGUUCUAUUACUGCUCACACUGAAAGCACUGCUGCCUCCUGGCAAAACUUCCAGCCCCUGGUCCUCAGGAGCUGUCUCUACAGGUAUUUCAAACAGUAGCAUGUCUCCCCUUUCUCUAAAAUCAAGUUGUCUUAUUCCUUCUUGUUCAAAUGCUUAGCACUUUAAAACCUGCCACAACGGCUGGGGUUACAUGCCUUUCCUCGUACGGGUGCCUCAAAAUCUAUCCUAAUUCUCUCACCUCUUAAGUUGAAUAUGACCAGCUCUUGAUAAUUCAGGCAUUUUAUUCCCUGAACCACCUCUCUAGUUCUCAUAAAUCCAAGCUGAGCUAUAGCCUUGCUGGAUCUCUCUCCUUUACCUGUCCCCCACCCCCCAUCAGCAUAACUACAAACACACAUUUUCUGGGAGGGGAAUUCUAAAGCUAAAUUUUUAAGUCUUAAGUCAAUCAUUUGUCAUUAGAUAGGAUUUUCAGACUCUUAAAAGCACUCCAAAUAAAGACCUUCAAAAGUAUAUAAAAGAAACCAGAGCAGUCACAUCCUUGGUGGUUAAUGGGAGGACAAUUUGCUCCCAAAUCAAUAAAAACUAGCUAUUGUAAGUGGUAGUAACAUCUAAGUUUGGAGCUUCACCUAUGCUGUUAGUCUGAUGGGAUAGAGCAUGCUAUUUCCACGAAAUAAUGCCAUUGUUAAAUAAUGCUGUGAGCCAGGAAGCUUUAUUCAUCCCAUUAACUUUGACAACAUUCCCUACACAUAGCUAACUAUCUCAACAAAUUAUGCUAUUGGUUCCAAGGGUAACAAGCUUGCUGAAAUAACUCCUAGUUCUCUGAGUAUCACAUGUAGUGUAAAUAUUUCUUUACAUGUCUGUCUUCCUCAUUAAAUUGGAAGCUCUUAGGAAUAAGGACAAUAUAUUCAUCAUUUCUGGACCUAGCAAUUAGCAUAGUGCCUGCACACAGUAAGACAUCCAGUAAACUGAUAUUCUGUUGAGCCACUAUGUGAAACAAAAUAGGUUGGUUACAAUUAUGUUGUUACUGAAUAGAUCCAUUAUAACUGUACAUUUUGCAACCUAUGUUCAUGUACAAAGGAAAUUGUUUUGAUCUAAUUCAGGAUUUUACAUUUUAGAAUGUUAUCACAUUGUACUUAGUUAUUUAUUAAUGUAUGGUUUUUUGGUAAUUGAUAUUUUUGUCAUGUUCAGAGUCUGAAGAAAUUUACAUAAUUUACACAACUGCAGUUUUUAUUAAUAUAUGGGAAAGUUAAUAAUGAAGCAAUUGUUGAGACUGAGAUUGCAUUACACAGUGUACUGCCCAUCUCUGGAAAACAUGAAUAGUUGCAUAAUGUAUGUACAAUUGGUUCUUGAAAGUAAAAUUAUAGAUUGAAAGUCAUUUAUACACCUAAUUUUUUAGUGCUUAGGGAGUAUUUGUUCUCAAUUAAUUUUAAUUAUAAUAUCUAACUCUAUGUUUCCUUUCAAAGGUAAUCAUAUAUGACUCUGACUGCAAAUUUCCUUGUUGGGCAUGCGACCCACUUUCAUUCUCCAUUAAAGCAUAAUAGUCUCAGCAAUAUUUUCCACACUUGGGGAGAUAAUGCCCCCAAGCUACUGGACUAUGCAUACACAAAUAAUUUUCUUCAUUUCCCUGCUAAUGGAAUGUGGGCUUUUGCCAAAUGCUGUAAGAAAUAAAAUCAGAAUUUUUGCAGGUCCAUGUGAACCAUAUUAACAUGUAGUGAAACAUUUCAAUCCUAUAAAAUGAUAAUUUAUUAAAAUGUAUCUCAGAAAAGAACACAUUCUGUGUGUAUUUAUUCUUACUGGAAAUAAACGUGGUAGAUAUGA
Molecule: messenger RNA, 8161 nt
Organism: Canis lupus familiaris (dog)
Lineage: Eukaryota; Metazoa; Chordata; Mammalia; Carnivora; Canidae
Gene: KBTBD3
Product: kelch repeat and BTB domain containing 3
Exons: 3
Coding region: 205-2028 (607 amino acids)
Molecular function (GO): protein binding
Source: RefSeq, a predicted model, not a curated record